This is a messenger RNA of Eimeria maxima, 2121 nucleotides long. RefSeq lists its product as hypothetical. The record is from RefSeq and is a predicted model, not a curated record. The transcript has a single exon. NCBI's taxonomy places the organism in Eukaryota, Apicomplexa, Conoidasida, Eucoccidiorida, Eimeriidae. Bases 1 to 2121 code for a protein of 706 amino acids.
AUGGCUACAGGAUACUUCAGAUUAGCCUUGGUGGCGUGUGUUUGUUUGUUGCCUAAAGCUGCCUGGGGCAUUGCUGUUGCCCAGGAGCGCGUAUCAGAGACACUACCAUGGGCUCAUCAUGGUGAUCGUUUUCAACUUGAAGUUAACGAAUUUGAUAAUAUAACGAAGGUUCCUGCAGCUCCGCAUGCUUCUGGUCUCAGAUCGUCCGUUCGUAUCCUGGAGCGAGUUGCAGUGGUCGUUGCUGCCACCACAAGUCUUUUUCUCGUCUUCAAAUGCUCUUCUCUCCAAAGGCGAAAUGCCAUCGCGCACCAUACAUCUGGAGACGGUUUAGCCGUUCCCCAGGGCAAUGUCGAACCCUCUGAACUUUACACAGGUGGUCUUGCGGCUACGGCUGUUGAACUCUGUAGUGCUUCAGGGGAAAAAGACGAAAUUGAUGUUGUUGGAAUGCAGAUCAGUAUACUUACGUUAAAUCCAGACGACGCUUCGACGCUGUCCUCAGCAGAGAGACGGAUGGUAGCAACGGCUCUGGAGAGUCUUGAGGUCAUCGGUCACGAGUUGGAGGUGCUGCAUGCGAAGGCAGCGGACUUAGGUCGCCAGCUAGAGGAUGUACACAAUAAGAUUAAACAGGUCACAAAAAGCCAUGGAGCUUUGGAGGAUUCCUGGCAGGGUAUGCUAGAGCCUUUGCGGGCAGCGGCUGAAAGACUGGAGGAGCAGACCAAUAGUGCCCGGGAAGCCUAUGAAGAAAGAGACAAACAGAGAGACCAGAUGGGAUACUCCGCAGCUCAAGAGCAGCGCUAUGCGCUUCUCCUAUCGGAGAAUGCAGAAAGAAGCCGUAGCGAUGGCACUCCUCCACUUACCCCUAGAGCAGCUGCAGCUGUCGCAGCAGCGGAGAGGGUGUUACAGGUCAUGCGCCGCCAUUCCCCUUUACCUGUAUUUGGUCGUCCCCCUCUUUCUCAGCAAGCAGAAAUGGCGGAGAAUAUGGCCAAAGUUCACUUAAGAGCGCUAUCUCAGGCCUUGCAACACUGGAACAGCGACAACACUGCAUUGAUUGCAGCAGCCGAAGAAGCCUUAAGAGAGGCCAAAGCAGUCCUCGGACAAUUGGAGGCGGGAGGCAUGAGUGAACCUUCCAAAAGCUUGAGGACCGCAACGGACUACCUGCAACUAGCUAUUGAAACAGCCAGGAAAAGCGGACCGAGCCGUCUGCAUUUUGGCACCGUGAGAGAAAAGACAUCAGCAGCGGCAGCCAGGGCUGUGGCUUGGGUUAAGGCACAGACAAUGUCGGCUUUGCGUAUAAGUCGAGACCUGGGCAAGAUGCUAAGAAGCAUGGACCAUACAGAAGCGCAAUACAAGAAGAUUGAGGCACUGCUUGCAGAUGGUAUCACGAUAUUUACAGUUGCACUGCACACAGAAGUUUCACAGGAAGUUCCGUACGAAGUCUAUGAGCCAUUCAAGCUUGCACUGCAUAUGUGUGAGAGGGUGCUGAAGGAUGCGGCGAAUUUGCUGCAGCCACGCUGGCUUGCAGCUAUAGACAAGCAGAAGAAGCUACUUCUGCAUGCAGCAGAUGCCGUGCGUGAGACGCGGUUGCAGUCCACCGCCAGCGGCACUAGUGGUAUCGAUGAGCUUCUGGAAAGCGACAUGCGACACUGCCGAGCCGCAUUGAACCAAGCAAAGGCCCUUUACCAAAGUAUGAUGGGGUUCGCGGCCUUCAGACCAGCACUCCCCGUCCUGACGAACGCCUGCGCAGGGCUGAAACUCACCAUGGAUAGCGCACAGACACAGCUCGUGCAGGCAGCAGACAAGCUGGCUUCCGCGUGGGAGACGGAAUUGAAGAAAGCAAUGAAAGCCUUCAGAGCGCAAUCAGAUGAUGAUGCACGGCAACUCAGUUCGCGAGUAGAUGAGGGGGAGUAUGCCUUAGCCCGCAUUUAUUAUCUCGCAGACCCCUCACCGCAGUUUGAAGAGCUUGAGGAGUCGCUAAAAAGAGCCAGGCUUUUGGUUACAGAGUCCAAGAAGCAUCAGCAACAACCGCGACAGUCUGAGCAGCAGCGAGUGGAUAUAAUGAGUACAGGGGCUAUUUCGCGAUUGAGGCAGUGGCUGAUGCAGAAGAUAUCGGGACAGGAAUGA